GGAGUUUCCAAGACACCACCACUGUGUCAAAUAUAACAUGAAUUUUUGCUACUACUAACACAAGAUAAACCUGCUAUUAUAGGAUGGACAAUACAUCAGAUGAAGAUACUUAUGAAAUUCCAUUGCAAGACCAAAGAGCUUUCGGAGCUGGUAUCAAGAGGAAACGCAUCAAAUUCGUUCCAUCAACUUCGUCAUCCACAAUAGAACCUACGCCAUCUACAAGCUCCGCAAAGAGUAUCAGCGAUUUCUAUCUCAAACUGGUCCUUCCUCAAGACACCUCGACACCUGAGAGCACUUCAAGGGAGAACUCUCUACCUCUGAGGGAUUCGGAGGUAUGUGAAGUCUGUAAGCUACCGCUAUCCACAGAUCUCGAGUCGAUCAUCAACAACGAUGAGGCCGGUUCAUCAGGUCCAUCAAAUCCCACAUCUUCUGCCAAACCGCGACUUCACGAAGCUUCUUUAGCACACCAAGUAUGUCUGAACCAUUCACAUCCCCCGUCACAUGUCGAUCGAAAUAGAAAGGGCCUUACAUAUCUCUCAUCAUAUGGUUGGGAUCCAGAUUCUCGCCUUGGACUUGGUGCAUCUGGUCAAGGUAUUCAGUUCCCAAUUAAAACCAAACCAAAAGAUGAUAAACUGGGCAUCGGUGUAGUGAUGCCAAAGAAGGGAGAGAUCAGGAAGAAAGAGAAGCCGCAGAAGCUUGAUGCUGGAAAGGUCAGGAACUUGCACGAAAAGGACAGGAGAAAGGGGGAGAAGUUGAGGGAAAUGUUUUAUAGGAAUGAUGACGUGGAGCGAUACCUGAGAGGUGGUUAACUGACAUGUGCCUCGAGUAUAAGUGAAGCUUUGCUCGAUUUUGGCACCGCCAAGUGGAAUGACAUAGAGCAAUCAUGUUCAUUCGAUGCGCCUCCUAAACUACGGAUCAGGAAUGAAAAGCUCCAGACUACAGAGUAGAAAAAGCAUCAAAAACUAAAGUUUUCUCUGUAUCAGACUCCCCGAGUUAUUCGAAUUUUAGGUUUGUGA
Molecule: messenger RNA, 1016 nt
Organism: Botrytis cinerea B05.10
Lineage: Eukaryota; Fungi; Ascomycota; Leotiomycetes; Helotiales; Sclerotiniaceae
Exons: 1
Coding region: 84-809 (241 amino acids)
Molecular function (GO): nucleic acid binding
Source: RefSeq, a predicted model, not a curated record